This is a messenger RNA of Naegleria fowleri, 645 nucleotides long. RefSeq lists its product as uncharacterized. The transcript has a single exon. The record is from RefSeq and is a predicted model, not a curated record. NCBI's taxonomy places the organism in Eukaryota, Heterolobosea, Eutetramitea, Acrasida, Naegleriidae. Bases 1 to 645 code for a protein of 214 amino acids.
AUGGAUUUCUCAACCACACACGACAAGAAGGAAAAAUGUCAACUCUUGAAUCAGAAAAUGAAAUUUGGAAUGAAUCAUGGCGGCGAUCACUCGAAAAGGAAUUCAUCUGAUGCAAAGAAAGAAAUCUCAAACAAUCCAAAAGACACUCAUCGAGAUUCAUGUUGCAACAUGAAUGAUCAUCUUUCAAGCAAUCCAAAACUUCCUAAAAAGGAAAGAGGCAAGAGGAUGAUGAAACAGAAUGUGCACAAACACUUACAUCAUCAAAACAUGAACCAUGUUGGUGGUGAUGAUGAAGGUGUUUCAAUUGCUACCUUGAGUGAUCUCUCAAUGAAUCUCCACCAAAAACAUUCACCUCAACACUCAACACUUCACAAAAUUGGCAAACAAAACAAGAGAAUGAAAACCUUGUCCUCCAAUCUCCAUUCCACAACUUGUACUUCCAACCACUCCAAGAACUCACAAGCAAGAAAAACAAGUAGCCAUUCCUUAUUGGUUGCUUCCAACAACACCAUCCAUUCAACGACCGCAUCAACAACAACUACAGAAACAAUUGGAAGUGCGACCAUUUCAUCAAUUGGAACAAGCAGGACCUCUUCUCCCAAUGUCUAUUACAGAGGUCAUAUUUCACAUUCAAAGAAGAGAUGA